Molecule: messenger RNA, 1765 nt
Organism: Betta splendens (Siamese fighting fish)
Lineage: Eukaryota; Metazoa; Chordata; Actinopteri; Anabantiformes; Osphronemidae
Product: protein NLRC3-like
Exons: 6
Coding region: 1-1509 (502 amino acids)
Source: RefSeq, a predicted model, not a curated record
AUGUUGGAAAGUGGUCAUAACAUGCAACAAUCUGGCAGAGUUCAGAACAGCAGAGGACAGAAGCUGCUGUCUGUAGUGGAGGAUUUUAUUGUGAAAGAGCUGCAGGAAAUCAGCGGCAGUCUUCUCACGCUGCUCCAUGUUUUCCAUCCAAAGCUCCAGAAGGUCCCAGCAGAGCAGCUCGCUGUCCUGAAGCUUCUGUUCAUCUUUGACGGCCUGGAUGAAAGCAGACUCUCACUGGACUUCAGCCGCAGGAAGGUUGUGUCUGACGUCACACACACGUCAUCGAUCAACGUGCUGCUGACCAACCUCAUCCAGGGGAACCUGCUUCCCUCGGCUCUGGUCUGGAUCACUUCCCGACCCGCAGCGGCCCAUCAGAUCCCUCCUACGUGUGUGGACAGGGUCACAGAAGUACAAGGCUUCACCGAUGCCCAGAAGGACGAGUACUUCAGGAGGAGAUCCAGCCACGAGCAGCUGUCCAGCAGAAUCAUCUCACACGUCAAGACGUCCAGAAGCCUCCACAUCAUGUGUCAGAUCCCAGUGUUCUGCUGGAUCACUGCUACGGUUCUGGAGCACAUGUUGACUACAGAGCAGAGAGGAGAGCUGCCCAAGACCCUGACAGACCUGUACUCACACUUCCUGCUGGUCCUGACCCAGAGGAAGAGGAACAAGUACCAUGAGGGACAUGAGACCAGUCCACAGGAGCUGACAGAGGCUGACAGGGAAGUUCUCCUGAAGCUGGGGAGGCUGGUGCUCAAACAUCUGGAGGAAGGAACCAUCAUGUUCUACCAAGAAGACCUGGAGCAGUGUGGUCUAGACGUCACAGAGGCCUUGGUUCACUCAGGAGUCUGUACAGAGAUCUUCAGGAGAGAGAGUGUGAUCUUCCACAAAACAGUCUACUGCUUUGUUCAUCUGAGCGUUCAGGAGUUUCUGGCUGCUGUUCACAUGAUGCACUGUUACACCAACGAGAAGGAGGGGAUGGAGAACUUCCUAAAAGAAUCCAAACACAGAGACUCAUCUCUGGAUGAGUUCAUGUAUAGAACCAUGUCUAAAUCCCUCCAGAGUCCAAGUGGCCACCUGGACCUGUUUGUUCGCUUCCUUCAUGGCCUCUGUCUGGAGUCCAACCAGAGAAUCUUAGGAGGUUUGUUGGGUCACACAGAGACCAGUCCAGAAACCAUCCAGACAAUCAUCAACAACCUGAAGGAGAUGAACAGUUAUAAAAUCUCUCCAGACAGAAGCAUCAACAUCUUCCACUGUCUGAUGGAGAUGAACGACCACUCAGUCCAUCAGCAGAUCCAAGAGUUCCUGAAGUUGGAGAACAGAUCAGAGAAGGAACUCUCCCUGAUCCACUGCUCAGCUCUGGCCUACAUGCUGCAGAUGUCAGAGCAGGUUCUGGAUGAGUUGGACCUUAACCAGUACAGCACAUCACUGGAGGGACGACGGAGACUGAUCCCAGCUGUGAGGAACUGCAGAAAGGCUCAACUUACUGUGAAGUUGUGGCCUCAGCUCUGAAGUCCAACCCGUCACAUCUGACACAACUGUACCUGAGUUUGAACGACCUGCAGGACUCAGUGAAGGUUCUCAGUGUGCUGGACUGGAGAGUCCUCACUGUCGACUGGAGACUCUGAGAUUGAUUUGCUGCAGUUUGUCAGAGAUCAGCUGUGAUUCUCUGGUCUCAGCUCUGAAGUCCAACCCGUCACAUCUGAAACAUCUGGACCUGAGUGAGAACAAGCUGCAGGAUUCAGGAGUGAAGCAUCUGUGUGGUUUU